This is a messenger RNA of Seriola dumerili (greater amberjack), 2393 nucleotides long. RefSeq names its product ligand of Numb protein X 2-like (gene lnx2b). Lineage: Eukaryota; Metazoa; Chordata; Actinopteri; Carangiformes; Carangidae. Bases 289 to 2361 code for a protein of 690 amino acids. The record is from RefSeq and is a predicted model, not a curated record. The transcript is spliced from 10 exons. Gene Ontology annotation, molecular function: ubiquitin-protein transferase activity; protein binding; metal ion binding.
GGUGCUGGUCAGCGUCUGUGCUGUUUUAAAAUCGUGUUUCACAGAGUUUUACAGCGGUUUCUUUGUUUUAGCCAUCGGUUAGCUGCUUCCGGAAAACAACCUUCACACAGAAAAUCAAAAUGAAGUCGAGGAGAUACCUUUGUUGACUCCGGAUCAUUGUUUCACUUUCACCAUUUGAAUGGAUUCAGCUUUGGACAUGCAGACAUAGACUUACGAAGUAUACUGGACACAUUUUCUGAGGAGAUAAGAGGACACAGAUCUGAGGUUUGGACUGAGCUCCCUCAGCCAAUGGCUACAUUAGAAACCAAAGCGACCGGCAGCAGCAGCACUCCAGGUCUCUCAUGGGCGCGGGUAUGUAAGGAGUGUGGCCAGCAGCACGAGAGCCAGGACAGUCACCUGUACGAGUACCAGGACGAGGUGGACGAUGAGCUGGUUUGCCACAUCUGUCUGCAGCCCCUGCUCAGACCUAUGGACACCCCUUGUGGCCACACUUACUGCUUUCAUUGUCUGAGCAACUUCUUGAAAGAGCAGGACUUCUGCCCUGUGGACCGCCAGCGGCUGCAGUUACAUCAGUGUCGUCCCUCCAGCCUGCUGGUCAGGAACCUGCUGGACAAGCUGACUGUGAUGUGCCCUCACUCUGAAGAGUGCCAGCAGCAGAUGCAGCGCUGUGAGCUGCAGCCUCACCUGCACAACAGAUGUCCUGUUUUUAGAAGACUAAGGGAGGAAGCAGAGAAGAGGAAGAGGCCCUCGUGGAAUGAGUUAAAAGGACGUAAGGGUGACGGGGAGUCGUCUGGUGAUGCCAAACAUUCAGCAACUCUGUCUCGAAAUCCCACCCGCGAUCAGCCCGAGCCUGGUCUGAUUAAUCCUGCCUAUGAGGAAAGUGAGGACGACAACACACCUCUGCGGUCUAGUCUGGUGGCCGAGGCCAACAUGGUGGAGCUGUUCAGAGAGCCGGAGGAGGAGCUGGGCUUUCGCAUCGUGGGGGGGAAAGACACACCUCUGGGGAACAUCGUCAUCCAGGAGAUUGUGCGGGACUCGCUAGCAGCUCGUGAUGGCAGACUGGCCCCUGGGGAUCACAUCUUAGAGGUGAAUGACGUCAGCUUGGCUUCAGUCCCCCACGCCCGGGCUGUUGCUGUGCUGCUGCAGCCUUCCCUCCUCAGACUCACCGUGAUGCAGGAGAAAGGUUUCAAAUCAAGGGAUCCACGGGCUGAUCAUCACCCCUCAUCUUCCAUCAUAUCACACAAUCCCCACGGCAACGCUACCUCCAAUCACAACCCCGGCACAGUCCUCCAGGUGAUGCUGAUGAAGAGUCAGCGCACCGAACCGCUCGGCAUCAAACUCAUCCGUAAGUCGGAUGAGAGCGGGGUUUUCAUCCUGGACUUGCUGUCGGGCGGUUUGGCAGCCAAAGACGGAAAACUGAAGAACAAUGACAAAGUGUUGGCCAUUAAUGGACAUGACCUGAGGCAUGGUACACCUGAGAGCGCUGCCCAGAUCAUACAGGCCAGUGAGGUGCGUGUGAACUUCGUGGUGAUGAGACCUUCAGAGUCUCAGGAGGAAGGAGGAAGCAGCAGAGAGGGACAACACAACAGAGCAGCCAGGAGGGCGCCUGAGCCACAGUACUUCAGACGCCAGUCCACCUACAUGAAGGAUCCUCCAGGUGGGUUUUCCAGCCAGGAGAAGACUGUGAGCCUGAAGAAGGAGCCUCGGCUUUCCCUGGGCAUCACCAUUGCUGGGGGGAGGGACUGUCGCAGCCGCCUGCCGGUUUACAUCACAAGUGUGCAGCCUGUCGGCUGUCUGCACCGAGAUGGCACCAUCAAAAGAGGUGACAUUCUGCUGAGCAUCAACGGUGUGGAUCUGACCCAGUUGACCUACAAUGAGGCGGUCUCUGCGCUGAAGGCUCAGACAGCUCAGUCCCAGGUGGUGCUCCGUGUCAUCCAGACCCUCUCCGAGGACUCAGAGGACGAAACCGAGGCUGCCAACAAGGACGAACUGGACGCUAUGGACGAUCCACGCGAUGACACCCUCAACUGGACGCCGCUGUGGACUCGCUGGUUGGGAUUGCCCAGUCACAUGCACUGGUGCCGAGACAUUGUCCUGCACAAGACCAACAACGAGAGCUGGGGCUUCAGUAUCGUCGGCGGCUACGAGGAGAGCCACGGCCAGCAGCCUUUCUUCAUCAAAACCAUUGUGCCUGGUACACCUGCUCACUUUGACGGACGCCUCAAGUGCGGUGAUGAGAUCGUUGCAGUGAAUGGAGCCACAACAGUGGGAAUGAACAACUCAUCUCUCAUCCCCAUGCUCAAGCUGCAGAAGAAUAAAGUCACACUGACUGUGGUGUCCUGGCCUGGCAGUCUAGUGUAGAAAACACACAUUCACUGUCCUCUCUCUCUCUC